This is a messenger RNA of Aquila chrysaetos chrysaetos, 10153 nucleotides long. RefSeq names its product HECT, C2 and WW domain containing E3 ubiquitin protein ligase 1 (gene HECW1). Bases 247 to 5073 code for a protein of 1608 amino acids. Gene Ontology annotation, biological process: regulation of dendrite morphogenesis. The transcript is spliced from 29 exons. The record is from RefSeq and is a predicted model, not a curated record. Gene Ontology annotation, molecular function: protein binding; ubiquitin-protein transferase activity. Lineage: Eukaryota; Metazoa; Chordata; Aves; Accipitriformes; Accipitridae.
GGAGGGGGAGGAGGGAGCGCGGCGGCGGCGUUGCGGGCGCAUCAGCCGGUGCUGGACUAUGGUGCGGCUCGGCGGUGGCUGACACGCCGGCACCCCGUCCGUCCGUCCUCCCUCCCUGUGGGCUGACAGGCGGCCAGCCCUGAGCCGCACGUGUGGGAUGUGAGACCUGCCCUCGCCGGGGGAGCAUGAGCUGUGCCCAGGCCGGCAUUGUCCAGGAAUUGAUGCGCUUACAAUUGGCGGGUCAUUAUGCUGCUCCACCUGUGUAGUGUUAAGAAUCUGUACCAAAACAGGUUCCUGGGCCUGGCAGCCAUGGCGUCUCCAUCUAGGAACUCACAAAAUCGGCGCCGGUGCAAAGAGCCUCUCAGAUACAGCUAUAACCCUGACCAGUUCCAUAACAUGGACAUCAGGAACAAUUCCCAUGAGACGGUCACCAUUCCUAGGUCUACCAGUGACACGGACCUUGUCACUUCAGACAGCCGGUCUACCCUGAUGGUCAGCAGCUCCUACUACUCCAUCGGGCAUUCACAGGACCUAGUGAUAUACUGGGAUAUAAAGGAGGAAGUGGAUGCAGGGGACUGGAUUGGCAUGUAUCUCAUAGAUGAGGUCUUGUCCGAAAACUUUUUGGACUACAAGAACCGUGGCGUCAAUGGCUCUCACCGUGGUCAGAUUAUCUGGAAGAUUGAUGCUAGCUCUUACUUUGUGGAGCCUGAAACAAAGAUCUGCUUCAAAUACUACCAUGGCGUGAGUGGGGCACUACGAGCCACAACUCCGAGUGUCACAGUGAAAAACAAUGCAGCUCCCAUUUUUAAAAGCAUCACCAAUGAAGAUUCAAUCCAGGGACAAGGAAGUCGGAGGCUGAUAAGUUUUUCAUUGUCAGAUUUCCAGGCUUUUGGUCUGAAGAAAGGAAUGUUCUUCAAUCCAGAUCCUUAUCUGAAGAUUUCCAUCCAGCCUGGAAAACAUAGCAUCUUCCCAGCGCUUCCUCAUCAUGGACAGGAGAAGAGAUCUAAGAUCAUGUGUAAUACUGUUAACCCAAUCUGGCAAGGAGAGCAAUUCAGCUUUGUUUCCCUGCCCACGGAUGUCCUGGAAAUAGAAGUUAAAGACAAAUUUGCAAAGAGCCGACCAAUCAUCAAGCGUUUCCUGGGAAAACUCUCUAUGCCAGUUCAACGCCUCUUGGAAAGACAUGCCAUAGGGGACAGGGUUGUAAGCUACACUCUGGGUCGCAGGCUUCCUACAGAUCAUGUCAGUGGCCAGCUGCAGUUCCGAUUUGAGAUAACUUCUUCCAUCCAUCCAGAUGAUGAAGAGGUCUCCAUUAGUGCAGAUCCUGACCCAGCUGACCUCCAGGAAAGCCCUGUGAACAACCCCACAGAGGAAAGCCUCGGUGAGCCUCCAUGCAUCAACACAGUGACCUCAGAAAGUACAGCUCCAGAACAGCUAAAUGGAUACAGUGUGAACAGUGUCGAUAGCCCAGGGGCUGUCAAACCACCUGGGAAAGUCAACCAGAACAGCUUAAAUGAAGAGCUAGCAGGAGAUGGGGAGGUUGAUGCGGUGCCAGAUCCUGAGCCCUUGGAAUCCAUCCCAGGAGAAGUGCUGCCUUCUUUGAGUGCUACGGACCUCACGGAGCAGCUGGCUCUGCUGGCUUGCAUGUCUCCUCCUGAGACUGAAGUUAGGGAAAAUAACAAAGUCAAUUCUGGUACUCAGGGAGAUGGUGGAGUCUUGACCAGCAUAGAAACGUUAGAUAUUGAUGAGGUGAGUGCAGAUGUGCAUGCUGGCAAGGACCUAGAGAAGAGUCAGGAAGAAGAAGGGGCUUCAGCCCAGGAGGAGGAAGACAACAAGCUACAACUGAGGACCACAGCAAAGAGGAAAAACAGGCCGUGCUCCCUGCCCGUGUCUGAACUUGAGACAGUCAUAGCUUCAGCUUGCGGUGAGCCAGAGACCCCUCGCACACAUUACAUACGGAUCCACAACCUGCUCCACAGCCUGCCCUCGGCACAGAUGAGCAGCGAUGGGGAAGAAGAGCAAGAUGGUGGCAAUGGUGGGGAGAACGAUGAGGAGUCUACAGUCAAGGAGGCGUUGGAGAAGGAGGUAGUCAGUGAGAGUGAGACAGUGGCAGCAGAGCCUCCUCUGGAAAAUGAGGCUGAAGAGAACUUCAGCCAGAGUACGGUGCCUCCUGGUACCUUGGAUGAACAGCUCUCUGACUUGAAUGAUGGGCCGUUGGAUGGGGAACACCCCAGGACAGGAAGCGAGAGCGAGUCGAGCUCCAGGCCCAAUGGUGACAACGAAUGCGAGGCGUGCGACACUUCUUGCUAUAGCCCCUCCUGCUACAGCACUUCUUGCUACAGUACCUCCUGCUACAGCACUUCUUGCUACAGCACCUCCUGUUAUGACAGUAACAAUCGCUUCUCCAGCCAUACCCGCUUCUCCUCCGUCGACAGUGCAAAGAUUUCUGAGAGCACAGUCUUUUCCUCACAGGAUGAUGAUGAUGAGGAGAACAGUGCUUUUGAGUCAGUGCCAGAUUCAGUACAGAGCCCUGAGCUGGACAGGGAGCAAGUGGAUGGCUCCUCCCAGUGGCCAGAUGAACUAGUAGCUCAUGGUGGGAAUCCACAAAGAGCCACAGAGAGUCUAGACACCCCAAUAGCAGGUCCAAGCAGCAGAAGAGAAGGUGAUUGUCCUUUACUCCAUAAUUCUCAGCCAGUCAGCCAGCUUCCUUCUCUGAGGCCUGACCAUCAUCACUACCCAACUAUCGAUGAGCCUCUUCCACCAAAUUGGGAAGCUCGGAUAGACAGCCACGGGAGGGUAUUCUACGUUGAUCAUGUCAACCGAACCACCACAUGGCAGCGCCCCACAGCUGCAGCAACACCAGAUGGGAUCCACAGGUCUGGCUCCAUCCAGCAAAUGGAGCAGCUGAACCGUCGAUACCAAAAUAUCCAGCGAACUAUUGCAACAGAGCGGACUGAAGACGAUGCUGUCGUAAACAACAGGGUGGAGAGAGUUCCCACUGGAGGAGGAAGUGACUCUGAGGCAGAGCCUUCCCAGCCAAGCUCAGAGAUUAGGAGGGAAGGCUCCCUUUCUCCUGUGAAUUCUCAAAAAAUCACCUUGUUGCUGCAGUCUCCAGCUGUGAAGUUCAUCACCAAUCCUGAGUUCUUCACUGUGCUGCAUGCAAACUAUAGUGCCUAUCGAGUCUUCACUAACAGUACCUGCUUGAAGCAUAUGAUUCUGAAGAUCCGUAGAGAUGCUCGUAAUUUUGAGCGCUAUCAGCACAACAGAGACCUGGUAAACUUUAUCAACAUGUUUGCUGAUACCCGACUGGAGCUUCCUCGUGGCUGGGAGAUAAAAACUGACCAGCAGGGCAAGUCUUUCUUCGUUGACCACAACAGCCGUGCUACCACUUUCAUAGAUCCCAGGAUCCCACUGCAGAAUGGUCGUCUCCCUAAUCACCUGACUCACAGGCAACAUCUUCAGCGACUUCGUAGCUACAGCGCUGGAGAGGCCUCUGAAGUCUCUCGAAACAGAGGAGUUACUCUGUUGGCCAGACCAGGCAAUAGUCUCGUAACAGCUAUUCGAAACCAGCACCAUCACGAGACAUUACCUCUGGCUUACAAUGACAAGAUUGUUGCAUUUCUACGCCAACCCAACAUUUUUGAGAUGCUGCAGGAGCGUCAGCCCAGCUUGGCCAGAAACCAUGCACUCAGGGAGAAGAUCCAUUACAUUCGGACAGAGGGUACACAUGGGCUUGAAAAGUUGUCCUGUGAUGCAGAUUUAGUAAUUCUGCUGAGCCUUUUUGAAGAGGAUAUUAUGUCCUACAUACCACUGCAGGCUGCCUUCCAUCCUGGUUACAGUUUCUCUCCUCGCUGCUCACCCUGUUCAUCACCCCAAAAUUCUCCAGGACUGCAGCGAGCAAGUGCAAGAGCACCUUCUCCAUACAGGAGGGACUUUGAAGCCAAGCUGCGCAAUUUCUAUCGAAAACUUGAAGCCAAAGGGUAUGGGCAAGGUCCAGGUAAAAUUAAGUUAAUUAUACGACGUGACCACUUGCUGGAAGGCACCUUCAACCAGGUAAUGGCAUAUUCACGGAAGGAGCUCCAGCGGAACAAACUCUACGUCACGUUUGUUGGCGAGGAAGGGCUGGACUACAGUGGCCCCUCCCGAGAAUUCUUCUUCCUUCUGUCUCAGGAGCUAUUCAAUCCCUAUUACGGGCUGUUUGAGUAUUCAGCCAAUGACACUUACACUGUACAGAUCAGCCCCAUGUCUGCCUUUGUUGAAAAUCACCUGGAAUGGUUCAGGUUCAGCGGUCGUAUUCUGGGCCUUGCUCUCAUUCAUCAGUACCUUCUUGAUGCUUUCUUCACAAGGCCCUUCUACAAAGCACUACUAAGGCUGCCAUGUGAUUUAAGUGACUUAGAGUACCUGGAUGAAGAGUUCCAUCAGAGCUUGCAGUGGAUGAAGGAUAAUAACAUCACAGAUAUCCUGGAUCUCACCUUCACAGUGAAUGAGGAGGUGUUUGGACAGGUGACAGAGAGAGAGUUGAAAUCUGGAGGGGCAAAUACAGCAGUGACAGAAAAGAACAAAAAAGAGUACAUCGAGAGAAUGGUUAAGUGGCGAGUGGAAAGAGGAGUGGUUCAGCAAACAGAAGCCCUGGUCCGUGGCUUCUACGAAGUUGUAGACUCCAGGCUUGUCUCUGUUUUUGAUGCCAGAGAACUGGAGCUGGUUAUAGCCGGCACGGCAGAAAUAGAUCUCAAUGACUGGCGUAACAACACAGAAUAUCGUGGAGGUUACCAUGAUGGACACAUAGUAAUACGGUGGUUCUGGGCAGCAGUAGAGAGAUUUAACAAUGAGCAGAGACUCCGGUUGUUGCAAUUCGUCACUGGAACAUCAAGUGUGCCAUAUGAGGGCUUUGCAGCUCUCCGAGGGAGCAAUGGGCUACGGCGCUUCUGUAUAGAGAAAUGGGGGAAAAUAACCUCCCUCCCAAGGGCACACACAUGUUUCAACCGUUUGGAUCUUCCACCUUACCCCUCAUAUUCUAUGCUGUAUGAAAAGCUGCUGACAGCUGUUGAAGAAACUAGCACCUUUGGACUUGAAUGAGGGGGUUCAGGCACUUCUGGUGUUUUUCUGGCUGAUGAUGUCACCUUUCCUGUCCACCAUCAUUUGAUCUUGGUUUCCCAUGUUUUUAUUUUUGAAAACAAAACAAACAAAAAAAAAAUCAAGGUUAACAAAAGCUGUGCAUGAAGAACUGCCGCCCUCUAAGAUCUAACCUUCAUGCUUUCAUCCUCUGUUUCCAAUGGACUGCUAGUCUGUAUGCAAUAGAAAAACAACUGUCUCAAGGUUUCUGUAUAUCUCUACAUACCUCCAUUAAUAACAAUGAAAAUACAAAUGCAACUUACACUACACUUGACCAAAUGUUAAUAAAUGUUUACUUCCACCUACGUUGAUUAAAAAAUAAAAAAACCUCAUCAGGCAUUCCAAGCUUUUAUAUACCCACAUUCUAAAUCAGUUCACAGCCCAUCUUACUUCUUAACCAUUGAAUCCAGUACUAGGAGCUGGUCAAAUACAUCUUCAUCUGUCCUUGUUUUCCCUCUAUGUAUUGUCCAUCUGAGAGACACCUAUGAGCAAAACUGAAAUUUUUAUAUAUGAACUCAUGAUCCACAUCAGUUGCAUCAGCUGGAACUGGCCCAGAUACAUGGUGCAGAUAAGACCUUCAAAAACUAAAAAAAACAACCUGUCACACAAUGCAAAGCAUAACAGCGAUUGUUAUGAUUGUUACUUGCCAGUACUGGAGAGAACUUGCACUUCAGAGAUAUUGGAAGGGGCAUCUCCAUUGUAAUGUUUACCACAUAAGAAGCACAAGGUUGUGCACAGUCAAGAAGGAUGUUUUAUUAUGUAGCAUAAAGGACAAGGCUCCCUUACCUUAGUAUUGCAUAUGACAAGAAAAAGAGGAAAUAAGAAGAAUGUUCUGCUCUUAUGAAUACCCUUGGGUUCUGUUUACCAGGUCUUUGUUUUCUGAUGUUUAAAAUGCUCCUUUCCAAAUGAGAAGUAUAGACAAUCCCAUCCCCUGUGUCAGAAGCCAAUUUAUUUUCUGACAGGCUGGGCUAAUCUAUGGUUGCUGGGGGCGGUGUUUGGUUCUGUCAUUUUUCUUUUCUUGUUCAGUGGAAAUCUCCAUAACCUGAAGAGCGGUUGUAGGCAGAAGGUUUUAGUCUAGGGUCUAUUAAAUGAGAAGCUGCAGUGAAUGAGGGUGCUUGUCAGGGAUGAAGGGGACUGUAACUCUCUUUGGGCUAAGACUUUGUUGCACUUCCACUUGGAGUAGGCCCAAAGGCCCUCCAGUCAUGUUGGGUACCACUCAACUGAAGAUCUAGCUCUUGUUAAUGCAGACAUAAUCCCUCUUUGGUUUGGUGUACUUUGUAUUCCAACUCUGAAGCCAGGGAACAAAAGGAAAAUGGCGGUAGGCUUGUCUCCGGAUGGUUUUUGCUGAGGCUGUUACGAUCAACCUCACUGCUCUGAUUGUGUUCUGUUUAUUAAUCUUUGCUGCCCUUGUUUUCUAAGACUAAUCUCAGAUUGAAAGUGUUUGUCUUAACUGGGAAAAGGAAAUACAAGGUAUCUUCUGACACUAAAUAUGUUAAAGGAUGUGUGAAAUAUGAAGUGAGAGACUUGUGAAGGGUGAGUGAAGGUAAGUGAGAAGGUAACAUCAUAGUGUCUAGCAGCUCACAUGAAACACCACACCCCCUUGGGGGCUUGUUACUGGUAGCUUUGUGUUAGCUAUGCUUCAGAAAACUGUAAAAUCAGGAGACCAGUUCAGUGUCUGACACAUCUAAUUCCCGUAAGUUUUCUCUCCAGAGAAAAGAAUUGGACCCUGCUUUCCCACAUAUUUUUAUGGUGGCUAUAGAGAAACUUAUCGCACUUGAAAAACUGCAUUCUGAGAGUUUUAGAUCAUUCUCCUGCUUUAAUUCUUAGGUCAAUAGGUAUUUGAAAGGUGAUGGACCCAAAAAUAUGUUUCUAAGCAGAAACAGUAGCUUUUGUUAAUGAUAUAUAAAAUAUUUGGGAUAUUUAAAUUGCCCCAUUCAUUCAAUUUCUUUGACAUUUCAGCCCUUUUAUACUAAUUUACUGUAUGGCUUUUACUGAGAAUCUAUUAUAUAGUACAUUAUUAUUCUUAUUGAGUACUCAUAUUAUGGUUGCGUAUGGAGGCUGCAGCUAUAGGCCAGCUUCAUUGUACCAGACACCGAAAAUGACGCUUAUUUCCACAAAUGUGCUCUCAGUCAUUGAUUCCACAUGACCAGCCCCACUGCACAGUACAGAUGGAAAUCUUAACUUUUUUCUGAGAGCGUCUGUCACGUGCACAUGAAUUACAUCAGAGCAAGUCACACCAGGAGAGACUGAACAACAAAAUCUUCCAAUGUAUGUAAUUUCUGCCUCUUCACCACUGGGCCCCAGAAUCCAGUGAUUCCUGUAUGGUUCUUGUUCUAUUCCUGUGAUGUUAUAAAGUUACCUGCACUAUGUCAAAUGUUGGAUGUCUUCCAACAAUAGAAGAAAAGAAAGAGAAGUAUUCAACUAGUUGGUCCAUAUUUGGCCAAGGAAAAUAGUGCAUCAAGAGCUGUCUCAUUAACAUAGUAAAAAAAAAAAAUAAAAUAAUCCAAUCUUUACAAUACUGUAUAGUUAAAUUUUUUUAAGUAUUUAAAAACUAUAUUUUAUUAAGAAGAAGUGAAACUAUUUUUUGUAGCAUAAUAAAAGAUGUUUGUAUUUCAGAGACAGCAUCAAACCCCACUGAUUGAAACAAAGAAGGCUUUCUCCUGAAAUUCUUCUUCACGACAUGUUCUGGCACUUGCCACACACUAAGCUAGAUUAGGUGUCACGCAUCUCCAUGUUUGGCAGAUGCCAUCUCAAGCACCUUGUGUUUUCCUGCUCUGGGAAACAUACAGCAUGGCCAGCUACUUCCCAUCAAAAUCCUUGGUCCAAGCUGUCUUUCAAGCGCACAGCCUAGUAUUUUUAAAGGUUGCUUUCUUAGGUGACUGUGAUGACAUCAAAGUAACAAGGUCAUGCAGAUUUCCUUGCAAGUUUUUUUGGAUCUAAAGCCGGGAAUAGAGGAAGACAGUUGACUGUUUUCAUAAAACAAAGAGAAAGAAAAUGCCAUACUCUACUUUUCUUGCAUUCUACCAUUCCAGUCCUAUCCCUCUCUCUUCCCAAAUGCCCUACCCCAGUAGGUUCCCAAACACUGACAUCAUGUCUAGGAUAUCCAGAUUGACGCUUCACAGUGCAUUUCUCUACUCAUUGUAUCAUACCAUGGGCUGAAUCCGGUCCCAGUCUGGAGUGAAGGGGAAGCCAUGCAUCUAAGUGGCACCAUAAGGUUAUAGUAAGUGAGGCAGUGAAUGGCGCUAACAGGAGAGAGGGAGGAACCCAUCUCCCUUGCCCUGUUAUUUAACCUGCCCAUUAUGCAAUUAAUUGUCUUUGCUGUUGUUACGUAUGUGCAAGGCAUAUACCCUUCCUUGUUCACCUUUCGAUUCAAAUGCUGUUACUCACUCAUAUAAUCAUCUGUGCUCUCCCAAGAGCUGUGUUUUCUUUUGUAAAACACUGACUCUUAAUUAUAGAAUUUCUGGUUUCAUUGUUUUCCCAUAGUAAAGACUAGAAGAUAUUCCAUAGGGUAGAUUUACAGUGAAAUAGUGUGUUCAGGUCUUUCACCUCAGUUCCCUUUAAACAUGGUGGUGGCUAGAUUACAAUAUGACAUCAACACCCAUACAUUUUAAAAUGCAAGUGAAAAAUGGAAUAGGCAAUCUGACAGCUUUUGUGAAUUGCAGUUUUCAACAGGAGCAACGAAUAUUGGUAAUGUGUACGUUUGAUUUCAGAGAGACCAUAUCUUUCUCAAAGGGGUUGUGAUGGUAUUAAUGGUAGAGGGAGGGAGAGGGAUAUUUCUGUUUAUGAAAUCCUGUUGCCGUACUAGCAUGAAGCUGAAGAUAUGAGAAUGAAAAUAGGUGUUUUAAAUCAUCAGUAUGUCUUCCACCUCGAGGCAGUCCCACCUACUGUUCAACCACCUAAGCUAUGCAGGAUUUGAUCCAGUACAAACAACUGUACCUUACUGUUAAUUGCAUCAGGUCUAAACCUUACAAAUGCUGUCACUUCAGUCUGCAGUACGUUACAUGAGCAUUCAGUUUCAAUCAUGUGGCUGUGCAUAUUCAGAACUUGACUUUUAAGUUCUAGGGAGAUCUGUGGCUAUCACAAGGCAAGAAGCGAGUGGUCCAAACUACAUCUAACCUCUAAUGGAGAAAUCAUGAGUUUUGUACAGAUCUGACAUACAAGACUUUUUUCACCCAGUUUGCUCAAGUGCCCGUGAACUUUUGAAUGAACUGUAGCUAAGGUUUUGAGUUUGUAGUCUAGUCUGAGAGACAGCCUGUGGGGAGGGGGGGUGUUUGUUGGAUUUGUGUUUUGUUGUUCUAGUUUCACUGUAACAAAUAGUUGACAUACCUCUAGUUGAAAACAGUAGGAUACUGAAUUUGGACAUGAAAAUUAAAUAAGAAAUAAGCCAAAAUAUACAUGCACAGAGGACGAGUUAAACUCAUCCUUUGCUAUUAAUCCUGUGACAGUCUAUGGAAUUCCAGAAGGACAAAUUUGACUGGAGAUUUGUUUAAUUUCUGUUGGAAUAAUAAUAAUAAUUUGCCCUGCCUCCGUAGUAAUAUUAAUAGGGCUUCCCAGUCAAGAUUGAACACUUUCAGUCAAAUGCAGACCUACAGAUCUUUCUAUUACAAAUGCGGUGCUUUUUUAUUAUUAUUCUUGCUGUACCUCAGUGUUCAUUAUUAAAAGAAAAAAAUGACUGCAAUAUACUAAAUCUGGGAUAGGUUUUCCAGUUAUCACAAGGUCCAAAAGGUUGGAUUGUUACUUUCUCUCUAGUGAGUCAUGUAGUUCCUUUGUUCUCGUAGAAAAACAGAUGCCUGUAGAUAGUAGAUACUAGGUAUAGUAAAUAUUGUACCAUUAGCCAAAUUCCCUGCAGCUUCCAAUUUAUCUAACAGAAAUGUCUGUUAUGGUUUUUGUUAAAGACUACAUAAAGUCAAUGGCAGGAAAGGUCCUCAUUAUUGGACUGAUUUUGCUUAUAUUGACAGAAAAAUGUCACAUGAUACUCAGGCUGUGCUUUCUAUUCAACCACAUCACUAUAGAGGAAUGUCAAUAAAAUCACUUUGUUAUGGCA